This is a messenger RNA of Maylandia zebra (zebra mbuna), 1964 nucleotides long. It is a transcript of the gene tnip2, whose product is annotated as TNFAIP3 interacting protein 2. The record is from RefSeq and is a predicted model, not a curated record. Gene Ontology annotation, molecular function: K63-linked polyubiquitin modification-dependent protein binding. Gene Ontology annotation, biological process: regulation of transcription by RNA polymerase II; toll-like receptor 3 signaling pathway; cellular response to lipopolysaccharide. Lineage: Eukaryota; Metazoa; Chordata; Actinopteri; Cichliformes; Cichlidae.
UCAGCCUUUAAGAGACCUAGCUUAAACUUUUAGCUACAUUUAAAAUAUAUGUUUCUUUGUUUACCAAGUUGUGCCAAGACGCUAUAAAAUGUUUUUUUUUCUACCUGUGGAUAUCUACAGUGAACCUUUUUGAACACAAGCAUGGCUCCUUUUUGACGAAGCUCAAAAAACUCCGCGGGGAAGUUCCCUAGGAAAUCCCCGGUUCGGGGGAUAUUAUUCUCUGAUGAGCCAAAUUUGAGACAAUUGACGACGGUCUUUUUCUAAAGACACGGGGCUCGAGGCAGAGGCGUCAAAUGCUGGAUUUUUAAGAGACUGGUGCGUCUGUCAAAGUCUACAAAACCCGCAAUGGAUAACGUCAGUAUAAACACCACGGAUAACGACAUGCUCAGAGACAAAAUGCGGAGUUACAGCGUGCUUAAUACUCUGUAUCAUGAGACGCGGCAGGAAAUAGACCUUCUGAACAGACAGAUCUCUGUAAAGGACGGUGUUAUUGCAGAUUUAAAAGCCAGGCUGGGGAGACACGAGAGGCUCUACAUGACGGUGGGAGAUAAGGAGUCUGUGCUCAUCAGUCCGUCCAACUCUUUGGUGGAGAGUUUACUCAAUGAAAUAUGCAAACUAAAACAGAAGAAGAACGAAGGGGACUUGAAGGCAGCCCGACAAGCUGAGGAGAUCCAGAGGCUGAACACUCAGCUCAGGGAGAAAGAGCUGGAGCUGGAGACCAUCAGAUGUCAGCCGGACCACGAGAAGGACCGGGAGAUCCAAAGGCUACGGGUAGCCUUGCAGGAGAGGGAGCAGGCUGAGGCCACCAGAAGUGUCCUCUGUACCUCCCUGGCCGAGGAGGCCGACCAGCUACGCAGGCAGCUCGGUGCAACUGUUAAGGUGUGCCAGGAGCUGAUGGCGAGACUGGAGAAAGACAAAAGGGGAGGAGGAGAAGUGGAAGAUGUGGCCCUUACGCAAAAGAAUGCAGAGGUGCCAGAGUCCUCUGAGAUGGGUAGUGUUAAUGCCCAAAUCCGUCAGCUUCAGGAGGAGAAUCAACAGCUAAAGCAGCGUGUGGCAUAUGUACAAAGCCUGAAUACUCAGUGGCAGAAGUAUGACUCCAGCAGGGAGGACUAUAUAAGAGGUUUAUGUCAGAGGCUGAAGGACAGCACCGGGCAGGGCUUGAUGCCUGCGAUGGGCUCCACCAACACUGGAUUGCUUCAUCAGGAGAUUUCCAGGCUCAACGGCUUACUGGAGGAGAAAAUGAGGGAGUGUGCACGGCUUGCUAGAGAAAUGGAUGACAUCAGAAGACAAGACAAGGAGCAAAUUCAGACACUUGAGCAACAGGUUCUUAUCUACACUGAUGACUUUAAGUCAGAGCGUGCGGACAGGGAGCGAGCGCAGGGCCAGAUUGAUGCCCUGAAGGAGCAGGUUUCUCAGCUAAAACAGCAGCUGCACAAACAGCAGGGAGCUAGCAGAGAGAGCAGAGACGUGGUUCCCUUGUGUCACGUGCACAUAGGACACAGGAUCUCCUCAAAGCGAAGUAAAGACACGUCAGAGCCUCUGUUGAGGACCACUGCUGAGAGGCGGCAGCAGCACCAGAAGCACCAGCAACCUGCAGCUGCGGCGGCAACCCCAAACUCUGCCUGGAAUGAACACCCAGGCAUGUCAGAGUUGCAGUGCCCGCAGUGCCUCGCCACGUUCAGUGACACAAAAGCUGCAGAGUACCUGAACCACUGCUUAGAGUGUGCCCGAGUGUAAAUGGAAGAACACUGAUUUGGAAAUAACAGUCAUUUCUUACUGACAGUAACUGAACACUGAAGACCAGCACUACACUGCAGAAAAUACCCCGAGUGGAGAUUCCAAUUCUGAGAAGCUUGACUACAAAUCAAACAACUGACUUACCUUUUUUCUUUUUUUUGUACAUAAAGAAACAAAUCUGUACAAUUGGCGCAUAUAUAUAUAUAUAUAUAUACCUGACAUCGGAU